AUGUCUUUGACUAAUGGCCACAGUGUGAGCAAAGAAACAUGGGAUUCACACAACCAGAUGAUGCUGGAUCCUCUGUCCGUCAGCGACUCUGAGGUGUUCUCCAUCAUAAAAAAAGAGAAGCACAGGCAGACGUACGGGCUGGAGCUCAUAGCGUCCGAAAACUUCACCAGCAGAGCCGUUUUAGAGGCUCUGGGUUCCUGCAUGAACAACAAAUACUCUGAGGGAUAUCCCGGUCAGAGGUACUACGGUGGUACGGAGCAUGUUGAUGAGCUGGAGAGACUCUGUCAGAAGAGAUCGCUGGAGACGUAUGGUCUGGACUCAGAGAAAUGGGGCGUCAACGUGCAGCCUUACUCGGGUUCACCCGCUAACUUUGCCGUCUACACGGCCGUUGUGGAGCCUCACGGCAGGAUCAAUCACACGGCUUCAUGGACUGAGAAAAGAAAAUAUCUGCAACGUCCAUCUUCUUUGAGUCCAUGCCGUAACAAGGUGAAUCCAGAUACCGGCUACAUUGACUACGACAGACUGCAAGAAAACGCCCGGCUCUUCCACCCCAGACUCAUCAUCGCCGGAACCAGCUGCUAUUCCCGCAACCUGGACUACCAACGCCUCAGGCUGAUCGCUAAUGAGAACGGAGCGUACCUGAUGGGAGACAUGGCUCACAUCAGUGGACUGGUGGCUGCAGGAGUGGUGCCCUCCCCCUUCGAGUACUGUGACAUUAUCACCACCACGACACACAAGACGCUGCGAGGCUGCCGCGCCGGACUAAUCUUCUUCAGGAAAGGAGUUCGCAGUGUGGAUGCCAAGGGGAAGGAGACUGUGUACAACUUGGAGUCUUUGAUCAAUCAGGCUGUGUUUCCUGGGCUGCAGGGAGGACCGCACAACCACGCUAUCGCAGGUGUUGCGGUGGCUCUCAAACAAGCCAUGACCCCAGAGUUCAAGGCCUACCAGACGCAGGUUCUUGUUAACUGCAAAUCUCUAUCCAGCGGCCUCAUUAAACACGGCUACAAGAUCGUCACAGGUGAGUGCCGCCUCCGUCUUCACCAUUGGGAUAUAUAG
This is a messenger RNA of Notothenia coriiceps (black rockcod), 1056 nucleotides long. RefSeq names its product serine hydroxymethyltransferase 1 (soluble) (gene shmt1). The record is from RefSeq and is a predicted model, not a curated record. Bases 1 to 1056 code for a protein of 351 amino acids. NCBI's taxonomy places the organism in Eukaryota, Metazoa, Chordata, Actinopteri, Perciformes, Nototheniidae. Gene Ontology annotation, biological process: tetrahydrofolate interconversion. Gene Ontology annotation, cellular component: nucleus; mitochondrion; cytoplasm. Gene Ontology annotation, molecular function: glycine hydroxymethyltransferase activity; pyridoxal phosphate binding. The transcript has 9 exons.